Messenger RNA from Piliocolobus tephrosceles (Ugandan red Colobus), 692 nucleotides. Its product is annotated as X-linked retinitis pigmentosa GTPase regulator. The transcript has 3 exons. The record is from RefSeq and is a predicted model, not a curated record. Bases 203 to 541 code for a protein of 112 amino acids. NCBI's taxonomy places the organism in Eukaryota, Metazoa, Chordata, Mammalia, Primates, Cercopithecidae.
UAAUCCUUCUCUUGUAUUUGCCCCUUUCGUUUCAGAGAAUGCUGUGUAUACGUUUGGCCUGGGACAAUUUGGUCAGCUGGGUCUUGGCACUUUUCUUUUUGAAACUUCAGAACCCAAAGUCAUUGAGAAUAUUAGGGAUCAUACAGUAAGUUAUAUUUCUUGUGGAGAAAAUCACACAGCUUUGAUAACAGAUAUCGGCCUUAUGUAUACUUUUGGAGAUGGUCGCCACGGAAAAUUAGGACUUGGACUGGAGAAUUUUACCAAUCACUUCAUUCCUACUUUGUGCUCUAAUUUUUUGAGAUUUAUAGUUAAAUUGGUUGCUUGUGGUGGAUGUCACAUGGUAGUUUUUGCUGCUCCUCAUCGUGGUGUGGCGAAAGAAAUUGAAUUCAAUGAAAUAAGUGAUACUUGCUUAUCUGUGGCGACUUUUCUGCCGCAUGGCAGUUUAACCUCAGGAAAUGUACUGCAGAGAACUCUAUCAGCACGUAUGCGGCGAAGAGAGAGGGUACAAUGGUGGCCUAUUCUGUAUAAUAGUAUUAUCUAGCACUGCAAAGAAAACUAGAAGAAAAAAAUCUGUCUUCUUUUUAAAUCAAAGGGUCUUCUCAGAUAAAUUUGCUAAAUAAAAUUAUUAGAGUUCAGUGCUUACAAACUUUUAGAGUUAAUUCAGAAAAAUUCAGAAAAGCUUAAUGCUUUUU